Messenger RNA from Manduca sexta (tobacco hornworm), 1836 nucleotides. Its product is annotated as fidgetin-like protein 1. The coding region runs from base 108 to 1814 and encodes 568 amino acids. Gene Ontology annotation, molecular function: microtubule severing ATPase activity; ATP binding; ATP hydrolysis activity. The transcript has 10 exons. The record is from RefSeq and is a predicted model, not a curated record. NCBI's taxonomy places the organism in Eukaryota, Metazoa, Arthropoda, Insecta, Lepidoptera, Sphingidae.
CGAGAUCUCUGCACAGAUGACUUUGACAUUUCGUAACGGCGACGUAACGCGGGAAAAAAUCAUUUCAAAUUGUGUUAUUCACGAUAAUUCCAUAAUAUUCAACAAAAAUGAAUGAGUUAGAUGGCUUUCUUCCUGAAAAUUCACACGAUAAACAUUUAUCUGUUUUAGAUAAAACAACUUUUUAUCAAUAUAAACUCUCUCUGCAAAGUGAGUCAAAUAUAACAUCCCAAAUCCUGCUGAAAGAUGUGUGGAAAAGAAACAAAGAAUUACUUAAUGGACCUGCUUUUAACCACAUCUUGGAUUCGGCGAAUUCUUUGCUACAAAAUACUGAUACAAGUACCAUGAAGACAUGGCAGAGUUCUUUGAAUAAAUACGAUGCAGUGACCGCAUUUGAACGCCUAUUGCCUCCAUGUAGUCAAUGUACUGCUGAGACCCACCAUAAAGGUCUGAAAGUAUUUGAGAAAACUGAAUGCAGCUGCAACUUAGGUAUAAACACCAAACCUAACGAAGACCUUGAUAAUGUCUCUCAGUCAAGUCAAAAGUCAGAUGAAGGCCAAAAAUUAUUCAAACCAAGAUUCGGACGUCCGAGACAAACAAAAAGCAAUCAACCUUCAACUUCUGGGAAUAAUGUAACAUCAACGUCUACAAAUGUUGUAACUUCAACGCCUGCAAAUGUUGUAGCAUCAAUUCCCACAGAAGAUGUUUUUAUGAAAGAAGAAGAAGAAAACAAAGCUCAUAAGGCUAAUGUGGCUAAACUAACAUUUAAAACAGCCAAGGAAACUCUGUUAGCAUCUAAUCCAGCAGCAAGGCGGACUCUUGGAGCCUCCAGGAAGGCUCAGGCAAAAUUUAUUUCACCUAUGCUUGGAGCUCAGGAGAAGCAAGAGCAAGUUGAAACUGAGAUCACAGAUGAGAGAUUAAAACACAUUGAUCCUAAAAUGAUUGAAUUGAUUGAAAGCGAGAUUAUUGAUAAAGGCACACCCAUAAGUUGGGAAGACAUAGCUGGCCUUCAGCUAGCCAAAUCGGUGAUCCAGGAGGCAGUUGUGUGGCCCCUGCUUAGACCUGAUAUAUUCACUGGUCUGAGACGGCCACCUAAAGGCAUACUACUGUUUGGACCACCUGGCACUGGGAAGACAUUGAUUGGUAAAUGUGUAGCGGCGCAAUGUAACGCCACAUUCUUCAGCAUAUCGGCUUCGUCGCUGACGUCCAAGUGGAUAGGAGACGGUGAGAAGAUGGUGCGCGCGCUGUUCGCCGUCGCGAGGUGUCAUCAACCAGCGGUCAUAUUUAUAGACGAGAUAGAUUCGUUGCUGACUCAGCGCAGUGACACGGAACAUGAAGCCACGAGACGCAUCAAAACAGAGUUUUUGGUGCAAUUUGAUGGCGCGUCUACUGCCGAGGAAGAUCGCAUCCUUAUAGUGGGUGCUACAAACAGGCCGCAAGAACUGGACGAGGCAGCAAGAAGGCGGCUCGUUAAACGAUUGUACAUCCCACUGCCUGAUGUGGAUGCUCGUAAGCAAAUAAUAACAAAUUUGCUAAAGAAUGAGAUGAAUGAGCUCGAUUUACGCGACAUCGGUGAGAUAGCAGCCCUCACGGACGGGUACUCCGGCGCCGAUAUGAAGUCCUUGUGUUCAGAGGCGGCGAUGGGGCCGAUACGGUCUGUACCGCUAUCGCAGAUCGUCAGCAUCGAUCGGGAUAAGGUUCGUCCAGUCUGUGUACAAGAUUUCAUCAACGCCCUACAACGGGUUAAACCCAGUGUGUCCCAAGACGAUUUGGGUCAAUAUGUUAAAUGGAAUAAAACUUAUGGACAAGGAUUUUAAUAAAAUAUAUGAUUUUUAAAUA